AAAGUCUGCCAAAGCUACCUGAGGCUCCAAUUAAUGACAGACAAGUCUGCGCGCGCAUAUACAAUACACAUACUGGUAGUUUGAAGAAGCAGCGCGUGGCUGUGCGUGUUUGUGCGUCUGUGAAGAGAGAAAGAGCUGCAACUCUCUGGUGCGAACAGGGAAGCAGCAGGCGCGCCGCACGCGGACCCGCCGGAAGGAACAGCAGCAGCUUUGAGCCCGAGCUGCUGGACGCAGACCGUCAAAAACACCGGCAGCACGAGCGACACCGAGGCGGACAGCGGGGCGGAGAGGAGGAGAAGGAGAAAGAGGAGGAGGAGGAGGAGGAGGAGGAGGCACCUGCGCUCGCUUCGCCUCGCCGCCUCCGUCGUGUCUCCGUCGCUCUCCUCACCCCUCGUACCUUUCGGACCGCCGCCGCAGCCGCUUCCUCGUUAAAGAUGGCUGACCCCACCAGCGACGGAGAGGCACCGGAGAGCGCGCGCGGCUUCGCCCGCCAGGGAGCCCUCCGUCAGAAGAAUGUGCACGAGGUAAAGGACCACAAGUUCAUCGCGCGCUUCUUCAAGCAGCCAACCUUCUGCAGCCACUGCACGGACUUCAUCUGGGGCUUUGGGAAGCAGGGAUUCCAGUGCCAAGUGUGCUGUUUUGUGGUCCAUAAGCGCUGUCAUGAGUUUGUCACUUUUUCCUGUCCGGGGGCCGACAAAGGACCUGCGUCUGAUGAUCCUCGUAGUAAACACAAGUUUAAGGUCCACACYUACUCCAGCCCCACCUUCUGUGACCACUGUGGCUCCCUCCUGUACGGGCUGAUACACCAGGGCAUGAAAUGUGACCAUUGUAUGAUGAACAUCCACAAGCGAUGUGUUGCCAACGUCCCCAGCCUGUGCGGGACAGAUCACACAGAAAGACGAGGACGCAUUCACAUCACUGCCCAGAUCUGUGAUGACUGUCUGACCGUCUCCAUCAUUGAGGCUAAGAACCUGGUGCCCAUGGACCCCAACGGCCUGUCAGACCCCUACGUUAAGCUCAAGCUGAUCCCGGACCCCAAGAGUGAGAGCAAGCAGAAGACGAAGACCAUUAAAUGUUGCCUCAACCCCACCUGGAAUGAMACGUUCACUUUUCACCUUAAAGAAAGCGACAAAGAUCGCCGCCUCUCGGUGGAGGUGUGGGACUGGGAUCUAACCAGCAGGAACGACUUCAUGGGAUCGCUGUCCUUUGGGAUCUCAGAGCUACAGAAACUUGGAGUGGAUGGAUGGUUUAAGCUCCUGUCUCAGGAGGAAGGAGAAUAUUUUAAUGUUCCCGUCCAGCCAGACGGAGAAGACGGCAACGAGGCGCUACGACAAAAAUUUGAGAGAGCAAAAGUAGGUCCAGGGAAGCCCACAGACUCCUCUUCCUCUUCAGUAUGCAAAUACGACAGCAAUGGCAAUCAGGACCGCGUCAAGCUCUCAGACUUCAACUUCAUCAUGGUUCUGGGCAAAGGCAGCUUCGGCAAAGUGAUGCUGGCAGAAAGGAAAAGCACAGAUGAGUUAUACGCCAUUAAAAUCCUAAAGAAAGACGUGGUGAUCCAAGACGAUGACGUCGAGUGCACCAUGGUGGAGAAGAGAGUGCUCGCUCUGGGUGGAAAACCCCCCUUCCUCACUCAGCUGCAUUCGUGUUUCCAAACAAUGGACCGGUUGUAUUUUGUCAUGGAGUAUAUUAAUGGAGGAGACCUCAUGUACCAAAUCCAACAGGUCGGCAAGUUCAAAGAGCCUCAUGCUGUGUUCUAUGCUGCAGAGAUUGCUGUUGGUCUGUUCUUCCUUCACUCCAAAGGCAUCGUGUAUCGAGAUUUGAAGCUGGACAAUGUGAUGCUGGAUUCUGAGGGCCACAUAAAGAUCGCAGACUUCGGCAUGUGCAAAGAGAACAUGACUGACGGCGUCACUACGAAGACGUUUUGUGGAACACCAGAUUACAUCGCCCCAGAGAUCAUAGCCUAUCAGCCUUAUGGGAAGUCAGUGGACUGGUGGGCUUUUGGAGUACUGCUUUAUGAAAUGCUUGCUGGGCAGCCGCCUUUUGAUGGUGAAGAUGAAGAUGAGUUGUUCCAAUCAAUCAUGGAGCAUCAUGUCUCCUACCCUAAGUCCAUGUCCAAAGAAGCUGUUGCUAUCUGCAAGGGGCUGAUGACCAAACAUCCAGGUAAGCGUCUUGGCUGUGGUCCCGAAGGAGAAAGAGACAUCAAGGAGCACGCCUUCUUCCGCUAUAUAGACUGGGAAAAGCUACAGAACAAAGAGGUCCAGCCACCUUUCAAACCUAAAGCUUGUGGGCGUGAUGCGGAGAACUUUGAUCGCUUUUUCACACGCCACCCCCCAGAGCUGACCCCCCCAGAUCAGGAGCUCAUAUCCAACCUGGACCAGGAAGAGUUCCGAGGCUUCUCAUUUGUUAACCCCGAGUACAUUCACCCAACUCCCUGACCAUGUGACACAACCCUGGGCUGCAUUAGUAAUCACGUACAGUUCACAAGCAUACCUUACAGAUAAAAAUAAAUAAAAAAGCGUCAUCAUGGUGUCAUUUCCAGGCUGCAUUCAGCAAGAUGAAACUUUCAUCCAGUAGGAGCUGAUGCAACACGGGGGCAUUUUCUGUGGUUCAAGUCUUGAAGAAUAUUUGGACAUUUUGAGAAAUAAAACUCAAUCAUUUUCUUUCCAAAAAUGUACAAGGUGGAGCUAUAACACCCUGUCAGAAUAUGGAACUGAARCUGUGGAAUCGUAGCUUAGUUUAGCUUAGCAUGACGCUAGAAAGGGUUUGAAAACUGCUGCAUUAGCAUGUUGUGAGAUAAAUGCACCAACGCUGAACAGCAGCUUAGUGAUGAAACUAUCAACAUGCAGUGAGUGCAGCUCAGGCUUCUGUUUUGAGGAUUUACCAUGGCUGAUGACAUCAUUAGGCUACUUUGUAAUUCUGUUGCUUUCCUGCUUCAGAACUAAGAUAAACAAUGAAAGGAGGAUACAUUCAUACAGUAAAAGCUGUCAUAUUCCUUUUAACCUUCUUAUAAGCCUUUGUAGUUUUAUUUUGUUCAUCUCAGCACACUUAACUAGGAUCAAUCACUCCUCCACAGAGGGGUUAGUGUUUCUGAGCAGCUGUGAUUUAUAAACAAAACAAAAACUGCAGUGCGGUGAUUUCUAAUUUGAUCUAUUUUAGUUAAUAGAAAUUGCCAUUUGGAUGAAUCCAGGGAAAGCUUAAAAAGGUUGUCAGUGUUCACAUCUAUUUUUACUUUUUCCAUUUCAAAAAAAUACAAACCUAAGAUUAUAGAUGAAUGUAAUUAGCUGUCUUUAGCUGGCUGUCCUUUAGUCGUUCAUUUUCACCACAGCUUCAUCAGCUUCAGGCUCCGGAAAAGUGAUUCUUCGUGCUUUUGGAAAGAAAGCGAAUAAUUUUUAUAACUCAAUGGUCACAAUUAUUAAAUAACGAUGAGAUGGAGCUGCGAUCAGUUGAAAUUAUUGUAUAUUUUUGUCAGUGCUCCAUUAAAUUUAUUCUGGGAUCAUUUUAGAUAAGAACAUAACAGCUGCUGUUUUAUCAGUUCAUCUCUGUCUUCUUGUGGAKAAAUGUUUCAUGCCUCUGAAUGCUUCCUGGCUGCUCACACCAGCAGGUUUGGUGCCACAGUGAACCGUCUCUGUCACCCUCCCUGUACCUGCAUUUUGACUUUGACGACCCGUCAGUGAUGUUGAUGAGUGUAUUAUGAUCACAUGUUGGUGUUUCAUAACGUGUACGUGAAAAACUGACCCAUUGCUUUGCUAUAAUUGUUUGAAUACUAAUCAGUUUCCCAAAUGUUGGCUUUACUUUUGUCUGUAGUAUCAAAUACUUAAAAAUCUGUUCAGUGUUAUGGUGAACUUUUUUUUCUCUCUGAUUUAUAAUCUCUUACAUGAAAUCUGCAAGAUUUUGCCCCCCUGCCUUCAUGAAAUGUAGUUUUUCAGAACAUAUGUUUCCAUUUUACUCUACUUUUAUUGACAGAGACCAUAUCUAUUUGCUUGUAAAAGACGUUUGUAGAGAAUUUUCCUGAUGGCUUAUUUCAUUCAGAGUCUUGUGGACCCAGUAGUUAGUUAGAUUACAGAAACAGGAUUUCCAGAAGUGCCAAAACAAGGUUCAGAAUCACGAGGAUGUAGACAAAUCCUGCUCCUACAAACUGUGAAGACGGGCAGCCAUCUUGUGCCAUUUUGCUGUACAUGUACGAUUAUCAACAAUAUGCGUUUUAGCUGAUCCUUUCUGUUCACCAAUAAUAUAAUACCCCGCCCUAUCCCCUUUGAAAGUCAUUUUCAUAUAYGAGAUGAAUUGUCUGAGUUGUAUAAUAUUUUUGUAACUGUGUUAACGAUGCAAGGUGGUAAUGUGUCAAAUCUUGUUCUUUGAGCUUGUAUCACAAAAACGCGGCGGCAGGAUGGAAAUGUCCUUUUAAAGACAACGAUUCUGUCAGAUAAAAGCAGCGAGCACUUACUGUGAUGGUCAUGAGAAAUAAACUCUGAGGAUGAAUCUAUAAUAUAUAAUAAGUUGUGUAUCAGAGAAAUAACUGGAUAAUUUGUAUGUGGAUGGGAGAGAUGCUACUGUGGACUGUGUUAUUGCUUUGUAUGACUGGAAACUGAUAAUAUACUCACUGGUGCCUACCAGACUACUCA
This is a messenger RNA of Austrofundulus limnaeus, 4619 nucleotides long. Its product is annotated as protein kinase C beta type. The record is from RefSeq and is a predicted model, not a curated record. Gene Ontology annotation, molecular function: zinc ion binding; diacylglycerol-dependent serine/threonine kinase activity; ATP binding. The transcript has 17 exons. Lineage: Eukaryota; Metazoa; Chordata; Actinopteri; Cyprinodontiformes; Rivulidae. Gene Ontology annotation, biological process: protein phosphorylation. The coding region runs from base 435 to 2435 and encodes 666 amino acids.